Messenger RNA from Pistacia vera, 1859 nucleotides. RefSeq lists its product as uncharacterized. NCBI's taxonomy places the organism in Eukaryota, Viridiplantae, Streptophyta, Magnoliopsida, Sapindales, Anacardiaceae. The transcript is spliced from 18 exons. The record is from RefSeq and is a predicted model, not a curated record. Gene Ontology annotation, molecular function: protein binding.
ACUAUUAUUCUGCUAAAAUGGAGAGUUACUUGGUUCCGUACAAGCCUCCUCCUGAAAACCCUAAACAGCUCAAUGUGAGGAAUCGAUGGAAGAGGAGCGUAAUUGAAUUGAACGGCAGGGUUGAGCCCAAGUAUCGCCACGAUCUUUCCUACUUGCUCAUGGAGUCGUACUGUGAGAUUGGGAAAUUUCCACAUAUGUAUCAUUUUAAUGGACAGCAGUGUCGAACUUUUAUGAGUAAUGUUGGUGUCAGAAAUGGUGCAGCUGUCUAUUUCCACGGACUACCAAGAAAACAAGGCAUCUCCGCACUGGACUUUGACACGAAGGGAGUUUACUUGGCAUCAGUUACGAGAUCGGGUUGCCUAACAGUGCAUGACUAUGAAGCUCUAUAUUGUCUGACUAAUGACACUUUGCCAUGCCUGAGGGAUGAUGAAAAUAAACACUUACUGCACAUUUCUUUGCAUCAACAACUCGAUGCUGUUCGAUGGAAUUUGGCUAAUCAAGAUGAGGUCGCUUGUGCAUCUACUAAAAGUAAUGAAGUACGUAUAUUUCAUAUUGGUUACAUCACAUCUGAACCAAUUGAAGUCUUAAGAACAAGGCGUGAUGUCAGUGUUAUUGGGUCUUAUUUCCAGAAAGGUGUAUCUGAUAUUGCCUUUACAGCAACUGAUGAGUCAAGGCUAAUUGCUUCUGAUACGCAUGGGGUACUUAAUAUAUGGGAUAGACGAAUGAGUGAUCUUCCGUGUCUUGAGCUUACAACUAAUUCUCGUAGCACUCUUAAUAGCAUCCAACUACACGCAGAUAAUCAGACUGUUUUUGCGGCUGGUAAGCAUGGGAGUAUAUAUAUGUGGGAUCUUCGUGGAGGAAAAGCAUCUUCUGCCUUUCAGAAUCACAAUGAAGUAGGUUGUCCACCUCUAACAGCAUUGGUGUUAGCAUCAAUGCUAAAGAAAAUUGGGUCUUUUAAGGCACAAUCCAAUAUUGUCCCACAGGAAAUACAUUCUAUUGAUUUCGAUCCUAGUUGCCCGUACCAAUUGGCUUUCCACUUGGAAGAUGGUUGGGUCGUUGUUCUGGAUAUUUAUAAUUUUCAAGUUACCCAUGUUCAUUGCCCCCCUCCAGCUUGGUUGUAAUUAGUGGAUGAAUUCAACAGUUCACCUGAUGUAUUGCAAUCGAGGAAACCAUCGUGGCUGCCUACAAAUUCUAUCUAUGUGGUUGGAUCAUCCUCUGACCAAGGCAUUCAUCUUUUAGAUUUCUACCCAGACUCGAGCUCCCCCUGCCACGUGGACUACAUUGAGGAUACAAAGCGCUUAUCUGAGAGAAACAAGCACAAAAAGCAAAACAGGUUUAUUCCACUAUCAGAAGGUGUUACUGCAUGUGUCGCUCAUCCUCUCAAUGGUACCAUUAUAGCAGGAACCAAGGUCUCAUCUUUGCUGAUGGUGUCCCAGCAGCAGAACUGUGAGAGUCAUUCCGAGACUGAGCAAUGAGGUAGACAAAUAGAUGCUGGGGAUAACUUCUGGAGCCCGAGGAAACUGAUAAGGUGAUGAGAGUUUGCGCUCAUAAUGAGCACCAUAAAUUAAGACAGUAAUUGCAUAAUACCGAGUUUGUCGUUUUAGGUACCCCAUGGGAGGCAAAAGGUCCUCAUCCUGCUUUCUUGUAAAGUAUUAUUAUUCCGCCUUCAAAUGCUACGAUAUAAUGGUAACAACAAUAAAAAGUUUUGAGAUUAUUUAGCCUUAAGACUACUUAUUUGCAAACUAUACAAGCAAAUAAGACAUUAAACCGAAAGCAAACAUUCUUGCAUUCAUUUGAUAAAAAGGUACAUUCCAUAUUCAAUAUUCACUUCUAUCAUUUGCAAUUGCAAUUAGUGAUUU